Messenger RNA from Xyrichtys novacula (pearly razorfish), 1203 nucleotides. Lineage: Eukaryota; Metazoa; Chordata; Actinopteri; Labriformes; Labridae. The record is from the annotation of a GenBank genome assembly.
AUGACGGAGUGGACUCUCCUCAAACGACUGCUGGAUGCAGUCCACCACCACUCUACCAUGAUUGGACGCCUGUGGCUCACAGUCAUGGUUAUUUUUCGGCUGCUCAUUGUUGCAGUUGCAACCGAGGAUGUGUACACUGAUGAGCAGGAAAUGUUUGUGUGCAACACCCUGCAGCCAGGAUGCUCCACUGUCUGCUACGAUGCAUUUGCACCGAUUUCUCAACCGCGCUUCUGGGUCUUUCACAUCAUCAGCGUCUCCACACCAUCCCUCUGCUUUAUCAUCUAUACAUGGCACAACCUGUCGAAGCUGCCUCACAACACCAUCCAGAGACAGGGCCAAGGACCGGGGGUUACGUCAAGGCCUGGAGGUCAGGAUGUUGGAGGGGACGGCGGACAGCAGGUGUAUGACCGGAGCUGUGACUCAGACAGCUGUUCCAUCCGCUCACAUAAGCAUCUUGGUCACAGCCUGGCAGAUGUGCUGGAAGGCAUCCCAACCCAGAGCCUCCAGAGGAUGGAGACAAACAACAUGCCGUCCUUAGGCCAAGCCAGAGCCUGUACAUCAGGAGAUAGCAGUGUUGAAGCUCAAGUGGUCUCUGGGGGUGUUCUGUCUAAAUGUUACGUCUUCCAUGUGUGUUUACGGGCUCUCUUAGAGGUCGGCUUUGUCUUAGCCCAGUGGAAGCUGUUCGGCUUCCAGGUUCCUGUCCAUUUUCUGUGUACCUCAGCUCCUUGCAGCCAGCCGGUGGACUGCUACAUUUCCAGGCCCACAGAGAAAACAAUCUUUCUGCUCUUCAUGUUCUGUGUGGGCAUUUUCUGUAUCCUUCUUAAUUUGCUUGAACUCAACCACCUGGGCUGGAAAAAGAUCCGACAGGUAGUGAAGCUGAGGGAGAGGGAGUCCUUGGUAGGGUGUCCAGGUAUGAGGGGGGGAUAUGAAACCUUUCUGCCAGACAGCCCCUCUCUCUCACCCUCUUUGGGCUUUAGAGAUGUAACCAGCACCACUUCCCUGCCGACUCUGGAUCUGGUGGGGGGGCACCAGCCUGACUGGACCUGUGCUGGGAACUGUGGCAGAGGGGAGAUCGGGGGUGUUAGAAAGACAAGACUGGAGCAACCAAAGAGACAAGACUUCCACACAGGAGAGGAGCAGCCUCUGAAGAGUAAGAGGGGAGUCCGAGGGCCAAAGCAGAAAAGUGCUGAGGUUUGGAUAUGA